CGAAAGCCUCACCGGAAGACACACUUCGCUGUCCAACAAUCCAUUGAAUUCUUCACAAUCAGUGACUGUAAUAUAGUUUAUGUGAAAGACAUUAAUGAGACACUCAGUGGACAAUCAUUUGGCGGUCAGUCCAGCGCUGAUCCCACUCUUAACAUACCAUUCAAUUUGAGCCUUAAGUCCAGUGAAUUGGAGGCAAAAAAUAACCUUUUGUUGCCUUAUAUUAAAAGUGAUAUAUCUUUCAGAACACAUGAGGAAACAAAAGUCUUCUAUGAAUUCGACAAAAACGAUGACAUCGAUGAAGAAGAUCCAGACGAAGACCUCGAUAUUUGA
Messenger RNA from Medioppia subpectinata, 330 nucleotides. Lineage: Eukaryota; Metazoa; Arthropoda; Arachnida; Sarcoptiformes; Oppiidae. The record is from the annotation of a GenBank genome assembly.